Molecule: messenger RNA, 1129 nt
Organism: Acanthopagrus latus (yellowfin seabream)
Lineage: Eukaryota; Metazoa; Chordata; Actinopteri; Spariformes; Sparidae
Gene: bglap
Product: bone gamma-carboxyglutamate (gla) protein
Exons: 4
Coding region: 561-854 (97 amino acids)
Biological process (GO): osteoblast differentiation; bone development; regulation of cellular response to insulin stimulus
Cellular component (GO): extracellular region
Molecular function (GO): structural constituent of bone; calcium ion binding; hydroxyapatite binding
Source: RefSeq, a predicted model, not a curated record
AGCCGGCAUUGCAUUCCUCAGAUUUUCGUCUCACUUUUUAUUUGUAUCACUUAAAUCUCACAGGAAGUAUUCUGGUGGUGUUUUGGGGUUGCACGCUCGUCUUUACACAAGAUGUAGAGGACGGAACAUGCAAGCAGUGACUCACAAUCUGGUGUAAAAUAUUUUUCAUUGAAACACAUUCCAGUCUCUGAUAUUUGUGGCUGCGAGUCGCCCACAUUUGUUGUCUCACCACCUGUGCUUUAAAACAAAUGCCCUCCUUUUGGAAGCGCUCUGUGUUUGUGUGUGUUUGUGUGUGCCCACUGAUGCAAACACACAUAUAAAAUCAGUAGUUGCAUACAUGAUGAUGGAGGUGUGUAUCUCUGCAUCCAUGUGGGAGUGUGAUACAUGAUUCCUUAACCAAUCAAAUGCCCAUGUCACAGUGAGGGCCACAUCUAUAAAGCGACUGUGUAUUUAUGUAUAUAUAUGUGUAAGAGAAAGAGAAAGAGAGGAGUGACAGAGCUGGAAGUCUCCGGUCCGACUUGUUGCUUGGUAUAAUACAGACGGUGAAGAAACGCUGAAAGAUGAGGACUCUGGCCAUCCUGGUUCUCUGCUCCCUGGCAGCCAUCUGUCUGACUUCAGAUGCCUCCACUGGCUCCCAGCCUGCCAGUGACAACCCUGCUGAUGAGGGUAUGUUCGUGGAGAGGGACCAGGCCUCCGCAGUGGUGAGACAGAAGAGGGCGGCGGGACAGUUGUCCCUCACUCAGCUGGAGAGCCUGAGAGAAGUGUGUGAGCUCAACCUGGCUUGCGAGCACAUGAUGGACACUGAGGGAAUCAUCGCUGCCUACACGGCCUACUACGGACCAAUCCCCUACUAGAAGCCAAACUACGACAGCUGAUGGCUCAUCGGCUAUCUUUUUAUUAUCACUGUUAUUAGAAUUAUUUCCUUCGAGCUCUUCUUUUUUCCUUUAUAGCUAAGCCCAAAGCACAUACAAAUUAAGAAGUGAGUGAUGUGGAGGUAGAGAUGGAAGCAGACGUGUGCGUGGGGGAAUAAUAUCUUCAUGUGAAUUUACUUUUCCACCCACUGUGAUUCGAUCAUUUCUCCUGACCCGUAGAGUAGCGUGAUGAAACUGAAUAAAGACAAAUGAACCUG